This is a messenger RNA of Trichechus manatus latirostris (Florida manatee), 2584 nucleotides long. RefSeq names its product protocadherin gamma-A8-like. The transcript has a single exon. The record is from RefSeq and is a predicted model, not a curated record. Gene Ontology annotation, molecular function: calcium ion binding. The coding region runs from base 26 to 2479 and encodes 817 amino acids. Gene Ontology annotation, biological process: homophilic cell-cell adhesion. Gene Ontology annotation, cellular component: plasma membrane. Lineage: Eukaryota; Metazoa; Chordata; Mammalia; Sirenia; Trichechidae.
GAGAGGAUUCCUUAGCGAAAUAAAAAUGGCCGCUCCAAAUAAUUCGCGAGAACGCAGUGAGGUGGUCCUGCUGUGCUUUUUCCUGGGGACGCUGUGGGAGACUGGAACCGGACAGAUCCGCUACUCAGUGCCGGAAGAGACAGACAAAGGCUAUAUUGUGGGCAACAUCUCCAAGGACUUAGGGCUGAAGUCACAAGAGCUGGCGGAGCACGGAGUCCGCAUCGUCUCCAGAGGUAAGACCCAGCUCUUUGCUCUGAACGCGAAAAGUGGCAGCUUGAUAACGGCGGGCAGAGUAGACCGGGAGGAGCUCUGCGCUCAGAGCGUCCUGUGUCUUGUAAACAUUAACAUCCUGGUUGAGGAUAGAGGAAAACUUUUUGGAAUAGAAAUAGAAGUAACUGAUAUCAACGACAAUGCCCCGAAAUUCCAGGCUGAAAAUCUGGAAGUCAAAAUUAACGAAAUUGCUGCGCCUGGAACACGUUUUCCACUCCCAGAAGCGGUAGAUCCAGACGUGGGGGUGAACUCCCUCCAGAGCUACCAGCUCAGCCCCAAUCACCGCUUCUCCCUGAACAUGCAAACUGGAGACGAUGGAACUAUAAACCCAGAGCUGGUGCUGGAGCGCGCUCUGGACCGCGAGGAAGAGGCUGCUCACCACCUGGUCCUCACGGCCUCCGAUGGCGGCGACCCGCGUCGCUCCAGCACAGUGCGCAUCCACGUGACAGUGCUGGAUACAAACGACAAUGCCCCAGUUUUUGCUCAACCGGUGUACCGAGUGAAAGUCCUAGAGAAUGUGCCCCCUGGCACUCGGCUGCUAACUGUAACAGCUGCCGACCCGGAUGAGGGAACCAAUGGAAAAGUGACAUAUAAGUUCCGGAAAAUUAAUGAAAAACAAUCUCCGUUAUUCCAGCUUAAUGAAAGUACUGGGGAAAUAACAACAGCAAAAAGUCUAGACUAUGAAGAUCGUUCGUUUUAUGAAAUGGAAAUACAAGCUGAAGAUCUAGGGGCCCUUUUGGGGAGGACCAAAGUGCUCAUUUCAGUGGAAGAUGUAAAUGACAAUAGACCCGAAGUGAUCAUUACAUCUUUGUUUAACCCAGUCUUGGAAAAUUCUCUUCCUGGAGCAGUAAUUGCUUUCUUGAACGUGCAUGACCCGGACUCUGGAAAGAAUGGUCAAGUUGUCUGUUACACACCUGAUAACUUGCCUUUUAAGUUAGAAAAGGCAAUAGAUAAUUAUUAUAGAUUGGUGACCUGGAAAUACUUGGAUCGAGAAAAAGUCUCUUUGUACAAUAUCUCCGUGAUGGCCUCAGACCUGGGAGCUCCACCUCUUUCUACUGAAAUUCACAUCGCCUUGCACGUGGCAGACACCAAUGACAAUCCCCCUGCUUUCCCUCACGCCUCCUACUCAGCCUAUAUCCCAGAGAACAAUCCCAGAGGCGCCUCCAUCUUCUCAGUAACUGCACACGACCCGGAUAGCGAGGAGAACGCCCGGGUCACUUACUCCUUGACUGAAGACACCCUCCAGGGGGCGCCGCUCUCCUCCUACAUCUCCAUCAACUCCGACACUGGCGUCCUCUACGCACUCCAAUCCUUCGACUAUGAGCAGAUACGAGACUUGCAGCUACAGGUGACUGCCAGCGACAGCGGGGACCCACCACUCAGCAGCAACGUGUCGCUGAGCCUGUUCGUGCUGGACCAAAACGACAAUGCGCCCAAGAUCCUGUACCCUGCUUUUCCCACCGAUGGCUCUACUGGUGUAGAGCUGGCUCCCCGUUCGGCAGAGCCCGGCUACUUGGUGACCAAAGUAGUGGCGGUAGACCACGACGCGGGACAGAAUGCCUGGCUGUCCUACCACCUGCUCAAGGCCAGCGAUCCAGGGCUCUUCGCGGUGGGGGUGCACACGGGCGAGGUGCGCACGGCGCGGGCCCUGCAGGAUAGAGACGCGCUCAAGCAGAGCCUUGUGGUGGCCGUCCAGGACCAGGGCCAGCCCCCUCUCUCGGCCACCGUCACGCUCACGGUGGCCGUAGCUGACAGCAUCACCGACGUCCUGGCCAACCUAAGCACCUUCGAAUCUUCCGCCAACGCUGACGGCUCUGGCCUUACUUUGUACCUGGUAGUGGCUGUGGCCGUGGUCUCCUGCGUCUUCCUUGCCUUUGUCAUCGUGCUAUUUGCGCUUAGGCUGCGGAGCUGCCACAGGUCGUGUCUGUUCCAGGCUGCGGGAGGCGGGUUGGCGGGUGUGCCCGCAUCUCACUUUGUGGGCAUCGAUGGUGUACAGGCUUUCAAGCAGACCUGUUCCCACGAGGUCUCCCUCACCACAGACUCCGGGAAGAGCCACGUUAUCUUUCCUCAGCCCAAUUACGCGGACACGCUCAUCAUCCAAGAGAGCUGUGAGAAAAAGGAUCCCAUAUCAACAUUCAUAGAUUUUCAUGAAUGUAAGGAUGAAGGCGCUAGUGUUCAGGUGAGUUCAGUUCUUUAUUUUUAUUUUUAGAGGAAUUAUAUUUGGUACAACUUUAUGUGUCUUCAAACAAGCAAUGUGAAGAUAAAACCAAAAAACCAAAUCCACUGCUGUGGAGUCAAUUCCGACUCAUAGUGA